CGCCCCACCAAUGGAUGCUCCCACUACCAGUAAGAAAAGAAAAGGGCGAGGUCCUACAAAAAACCUCAAAGUCACAGAAACCAUGCAUUUGGAAUACAAUGCAUUGGGUCAACCCUGCGGAAAAUGGCGUAGGCAAUAUGGAAAACAAGUGGGUCUAUGUAUCCGCAAGCUUUCCAUAUUGCACGCAUGGAACGAGGUUCCAGGGGGUUUGAAGAACUCUCUAUGGCAUGAUAUUGUGAAUCUUUUCCACAUCGAGAGCGAUGAGGACAAGAAGAAUGUGUUUCUUUCAGCUGUUGCUGAAAGAUUCAGAGAUUUCAAAUCCAAGCUAGUAACUGGCUGGAUUACGAAGACCCGUCCCUGUACGACCAAAAAGGUCAAAACGGGAAACGAAGGUGGAAAGCAAGAACCUUCGAAGAUGCCCUACGAAAUAUGGGGUCACAUAUCGAAGAGGGAUUGGGAGGCCUUUGUUACCAAAAGAACAACUCCCAUAGAAGUUAAAAAGUGUGGUAAAGCUUCUGAUUCUGCAAGCAAAAGGAAGUUUUAUCAUCGCUUAGGCCAGAAAAAGUACGAUGAGGUCCGAAAAGAGUGGGUGGAAGCGGGUUUAUACCCCAAUCAAAGUUCAUCCACGCCCUCAUCUACGACUAACUCCGCAUAUGUGAAUACUCUUGCUGGAGAUCGGGUGCGUGAUUGGUAUUGCGGGCUUCAUUCCCGAGAUGCAAGUGGUAAAUUUACCAUUAAUGAUCCAGGAACGAAGAAGAUUGCUGAUGCUGUGGUUCAGCAACAGUCGAUUACCAUUUAA
Messenger RNA from Amaranthus tricolor (Joseph's coat), 799 nucleotides. RefSeq lists its product as uncharacterized. The coding region runs from base 11 to 799 and encodes 262 amino acids. The transcript has 4 exons. Lineage: Eukaryota; Viridiplantae; Streptophyta; Magnoliopsida; Caryophyllales; Amaranthaceae. The record is from RefSeq and is a predicted model, not a curated record.